AUGCACUUGGCUCCUAUGGGGCUUAGUGCAUCCGUCCCUGCGCUGCAUGGGAUAGUUGAUGCUCCUGUGCUUCAGCAACGUAUGUCAGUUGCGGUGAAGGGCCAUGAAUUGACUGUUGGCAAAGAGUUCCGUCAUGUCCACAGCUGUAGGAGAGCCCUAAGAGACGCAGCUAUUGCUCUUCACUUUGAAAUGCAAACAAUAAAGUCCGACAAGACUCGUUAUACUGCCAAGUGUGCAAGUGAGGGGUGCCCUUGGAGAAUACAUGCUGCAAGACUUCCUGGUGUUCCUACUUUCACCAUUAGAACUAUCCAUAACGAACAUACUUGUGCAGGGAUUACUCAUCUUGGUCAUCAACAAGCUUCGGUUCAGUGGGUUGCAGAUGUUGUUGCAGAAAGCAUCAAUGAAAAUCCUCAUUAUAAACCGAAGGAGAUAUUGGAAGAGAUUCACCGUGUUCACGGAAUUGCUUUAUCAUACAAACAAGCAUGGAGGGGCAAGGAACGCAUCAUGGCCACUGUGCGUGGCAAUUUCGAGGAAGAUUAUCACCUCCUCACGCAAUAUUGUGAUAUGAUCAAAAGAACAAAUACAGGAAGCAUUGCGAAGGUUUAUGCGGAUCCUGUUGAUAACUUAGAUAUUCGAACCCGAAGCUGUUAUUGUCGUGGAUGGGAGCUGAGUGGACUCCCUUGUGCUCAUGCCAUUGCAGCUCUCCUAUCUUGUAGACAAAAUAUGCGCAAGUUUACAGAAAGUUGUUUCACAGUGGCAAAUUACUGUAAGGCAUACUCAAAGACAAUACACCCUGUUCCUGAUAAAUCCCUUUGGAAAGAGAUGCCUGAACAGUUUCGAAAUGGAAAUAACGAUGCGGAGGUCAUUAUAAAACCACCCAAGUUGCUUGAGCAGCCAGUGAGACCUAAAAAGAGGAGAGCUCUUACCGGGAAUGUCGAUCGGGCGAAAAGGAUGGUGCAUUGCAGUCGUAGUUUUUUCCUUUUGUGUUCUUCAGAUCAUCAACAUCACAGCAGCCCACUCACUUUGACACAGAUCAUGAUUGCCACUUCCAUCGGCAUCAUCAUUGCAGCAGCGUUGAAGUUUCAUCUUCAUAAGCUAAGGGAUCAAAAGAUCAUCCCGAAGCUACGGUCGCGGGACAAAGGCGGCCGUCACAUCGAUAAGGUCGAACGUUUCCCUCACUACGUAGCCAGGCAGAUGGGAUUUAAUGAUAGAAGAGAAUGCCCUUUGCUCUGCAAGUUGGCAGCGGAAUACAUCAGGAAAUUAGAAGGUUGUGAGGAGGAUAUAUAUACAUUCUUCUCCAGCGAACUCGAUGUCGAUUCGCUUUUUGUUAAGCUUGUGGAGGAAUUUGAGAGAUGCAUUCUUAGUUAUUUUGCAUUCCAUUGGGGCCAUGCAGAUCUUAUGAUUGCCCAGGUAUUAAGUUCUGAUGCUGAACCCAAGAGAAAGCUCAAGCAGAUUUUCAUGGCAGCAACUAGGGAACAGAGAUUUGAGAGGGUGACAAAGAAUCUGAAAGUGGCUAGAAUUUUCACUACAUUGGUGGAAGAAAUGAAAGCGAUGGGGCUUACAUCGACCGACGACUCUCAAUGUACGGAAGUGAUGGCUCCGGUGGCUCAUAGCGAUAGAAGUCCGGUGCUGCUUCUCAUGGGAGGUGGGAUGGGAGCUGGGAAGAGCACUGUGCUUAAAGACAUCCUCAAAGAACCGUUCUGGGCAGGAGCAGCAGGGAAUGCAGUCGUGAUCGAGGCCGAUGCAUUCAAAGAAUCAGAUGUUAUCUACAGAGCCCUCAGCAAACGAGGUCAUUCGGACAUGGUCCAUACAGCUGAAUUGGUGCACCAAUCAUCUACAGAUGCAGCAUCAUCCCUUCUAGUGACGGCACUCAACGAAGGGCGGGAUGUGAUCAUGGAUGGAACAUUGUCCUGGAUACCAUUUGUUUUGCAGACAAUAACCAUGGCCCGAUGUGUCCAUCGUCGCAGAUAUCGCAUGGGUGCUGGUUACAAGAAAAACCCUGAUGGGACCAUAAUCGAGAACUAUUGGGAACAACUCGAAGAAGAACAAGUUCCGGAAGGAGGCAAAAGAAGGAAACCAUACAGAAUAGAGCUGGUUGGAGUUGUUUGUGAAGCUUAUUUAGCAGUUAUUAGAGGCAUAAGGAGAGCUAUAAUGUGUAGACGAGCCGUAAGGGCGAAUUCACAAUUGAAAUCCCACAAGAGAUUUGCAAAUGCAUUUCCAACAUAUUGCCAAUUGGUUGACAAUGCUAGACUAUAUAGCACCAAUGCCUUGGAAGGUCCACCUAAGUUGAUAGGGUGGAAAGACAAAGACAGGACAUUGCUAGUCGAUCCCGACGAGAUCGGCUGCCUAAAGAGGAUAGGCAGGCUGAACGAAAAUGCGGAUUCAAUAUACGAACUUUACAGGUAUCCUAACCCGGCUUGUCAAACCGGUUCAAUUUGGAAAGACAUUGUACUAUCACCCUCAAGAUUAAACAUUCAGCUGGAGCUGAAGUAUACCAUCCAGAAAGUGGAAAUGAUGUCUAAUGCGGAUUUGAACUCAUGAAUGUGUCUAAACUCGCAAAUUGC
Molecule: messenger RNA, 2564 nt
Organism: Hibiscus syriacus
Lineage: Eukaryota; Viridiplantae; Streptophyta; Magnoliopsida; Malvales; Malvaceae
Exons: 10
Coding region: 1-2541 (846 amino acids)
Molecular function (GO): ATP binding; kinase activity; zinc ion binding
Source: RefSeq, a predicted model, not a curated record